Nicotiana tabacum (common tobacco) is the source of this 1001-nucleotide messenger RNA. The record is from RefSeq and is a predicted model, not a curated record. Lineage: Eukaryota; Viridiplantae; Streptophyta; Magnoliopsida; Solanales; Solanaceae.
AUGGCUGUUAUCUUGCUUUACAUGGCGGAUUUGGCUCACCAUCAGUUUCUUUUCACUUUCCAAGAAGACCCAUCAAGCGAAAUUNGAUACAUUUGUCUAUCUUUUUCACCUCUUUUGAGUAUUCCUAAGUCUUGUCUCUCUUGUGUACAGCUGCAGAUUUUUGCAAGGAAAGUAGAAUCAUUCUCACUUUUGGUUCCAGAGAAAGAUGAUGAAUCAUCAGAGAAGUUGCUGAAUGGUGGAGAUAUUACUACUAGUAAAGGACAGGUUCUUUCUCUAUCUGCUUUCUCAUGUGGAUAUAUCUUCUGGUUGACAUCCGGGCAAGUGGCAUCAGCAAGUGAAAGUGUCAGAGUAAACAUGGUUUAUGAGGUCGGAGAGUUAUUCGAAUUGGGAAUCCAACUUACCUACCUGCUUAUACUACUAGCAUUGCUUGGGGCUGGAAGCUUCUUUGUGAUUCGGCAAGUCCUUGUCCGCAGAGAGCUUGAUCUUUCUGCCAAAGAAUUGCAAGAGCAAGUUAGAAGCGGUGAUGCCAGUGCAACAGAACUUUUUGAACUUGGAGCUGUGAUGUUGAGGCGAAAAUUCUACCCAGCUGCUACAAAGUACCUGCUUCAGGCAGUACAAAAGUGGGAUGGAGAUGAUCAGGAUCUUGCCCAAGUUUACAAUGCCCUUGGUGUCAGUUAUGUUCUUGAUGAGAAAAUCGACAAAGGAAUUGCUCAGUUUGAGAAUGCUGUAAAACUUCAACCAGGUUAUGUCACGGCAUGGAACAACCUUGGCGAUGCGUACGAGAAAACAAAAGACUUAACAUCCGCUCUAAGAGCAUUUGAAGAGGUCCUCCUUUUUGAUCCUAAUAAUAAAAUAGCUCGUCCUAGGCGCGAUGCAUUGAAGGAUAAAGUACAGAUGUACAAAGGAGUACCUGUGAAAUCUAAGAAGAGUUGAUAUGGGGAGCUUCUUGUUGUUUUUACACACUUAUACUGACUAUCCUUGGAGGAGCUUGCCUCCCCCCC